UACAUUUUAUAAUAAUUUAUCUCCAUAGUUCCUUGUAUAAUAAUUUAUCUUACCCUUUUUUCUGUUUCCUCAACUUCAAAUGAAACCCUACAACCGGAAACUCUUCCUCUACUAUGACUCUCCUUACUCCUCCUCCACCACCUCAUUUCCACCCCUCCACUUCCCCAACACCACUAACGCCACCUCAUCUCCGCCGUCCUCAUCUAAAAAGUCACCUCCCUACAACCCUCCUUUUGAUUCCGCCAUGGCUCUUACUUGCGUCGUUCUCCUCACUGUGCUCUUCUUCAUGGGCUUUUUCUCUAUCUUCAUUCGUCGUUUCUCGGAAGACCCAUCGGCCCAUCUAUCUCGUAGAAGACGUUACCGUGGUGGCCCCCAUGACCCAUUUCCAUUCCCCUCUGAUUUUCAUCUUGUCUCGGCUUCACGCAAAGGACUUGACCCGACGACCAUUCGGUCAUUGCCCGUAUAUUCUUACCGUGGGAAUGCCAAGUAUCAGAUAGAUUGCCCCGUUUGUCUGAGCGAGUUUGAAGAGAAUCAAUGUCUUAAAACGAUACCGCAUUGCGAACAUGUUUUCCACGUCGAAUGCAUUGACACGUGGCUAGCUUCCCAUGUCUCCUGUCCCGUUUGUAGAGGGACCCGGUUGUUGGAGAUCACGAACGUCGGCGGCGACGGCGGUAGCAGUGAAUUGGGUGAUCUGCAGGAGACAGUUGAUCAGUCACCUGCGGUUGAGAUCAGUGAAACGUGUAUGGUGAUGGAACCAGAAUCAAAGAUUAGGAGAGCAAGUAGCUGUUCAAGUUUGGAGCAACGCGCCACGUUGCCGCGAACAUUGAGUUUUUGAUACCUACAGCUACAAGUACCAAUGUGACUGACACGCAGUAGAUGUUAAUAAACAUAAUUUUUUUUUAAAUUAUUCCCUUGCCCAAGUUUCAAGGAAAAUCAUGGGACAAAAAUAAAUCAACGAAAAUCGAGAGGCUUCGAGAUUGUUAUAUUUAUUGUUGUUGUUAAUAAUUUGUUAUUAAGUGGAGAGGGCGAUUUUGCGUCAAGUUUAGAGAA
Gossypium arboreum is the source of this 1050-nucleotide messenger RNA. RefSeq names its product RING-H2 finger protein ATL57-like. The record is from RefSeq and is a predicted model, not a curated record. NCBI's taxonomy places the organism in Eukaryota, Viridiplantae, Streptophyta, Magnoliopsida, Malvales, Malvaceae. The transcript has a single exon. Bases 80 to 835 code for a protein of 251 amino acids.